UUAUAUGGUCCGAUUUUGCUCAAGAUAUUCUUCAACUUAUCGAUGAGGCGAAAAUUCAAAAACCAAUUAUUGGUAUAGGGCAUUCACUCGGCGGAACUUGCAUGUUAAUGGCAGAAAUUUUUCGACCUGGUACUUUUUCUAGUAUUUUGGUCAUUGAGCCUAUACUUAGGCCUAUUUCCUGUAAAUUAGGGGUCCUUGAAGGUACAAUCGUUACAAAAAGAAGAGACAGAUGGCCAAAUAGAGAAACGGCGCAUGCUAAUUUUAGUAUGAACAAAUUUUUUCAAAGUUGGGACCCUGAAAUGCUUAAUCUCUAUGUUCAAUAUGGAUUAUAUGAAUUGCCAUCCGGUGAAACUACCUUAAAAUGCCCCAAAAAUCAAGAGUUUAAUACAUUUUUUAACGAUGUGAGUUUACAAUACACUACAUUUCAUCAAAUACCGAAAAUUCAAUGCCCCACUCUAUUUGUUGUUGGUGAUUAUUCGAAUUUCGAUUUUAAAGACCUGUCUCUUCUUAAAGCAUCACAAUGUCAACAUAGUGAGAUUAUAUCUGUAGAUGCUGGCCAUUUGGUGCCAAUGGAAAAACCUGCGCAA
This is a messenger RNA of Dentiscutata heterogama, 587 nucleotides long. NCBI's taxonomy places the organism in Eukaryota, Fungi, Glomeromycota, Glomeromycetes, Diversisporales, Gigasporaceae. The record is from the annotation of a GenBank genome assembly.